AUGUCAAGUCACCAGCCAUCACCAUCGCCCGUCAGCACCGACCUGGCGCUUACAACAAGGCCGCGACUCCGCCAGAUGCUCACCUACGCCGACAACUUGCUGCGGACUCUGCAAAGUCAAGGAAUGGCCCCCGUGAUGCAGCACGCCCUAGAGUUGCACAGGCUCAUGCUCAAGUCGGCCCUCAAUGACGAACCACACGAUCCUCUCGACCUACUUGGCCUUCUCGACCUCAUCCACCGUGCCGAGCGCUUUGUCAAGAAAGAGUUGUCGCCUGCCAUGUUUCAUACAUGCUGGUCAAAGGUGCGCUUCAUGGUCGCCCCCAUCGCUGCCGUGCGCCGCGCCGUCAUGACAAACAGAUACAUAGACGUCCUACCGCGUGUGGUCAGUCACCUGGGCCUCGAGUAUCCGUUGGGACUCCUCCCGGAACACCACGAGGAUGCGAUCCAAAUCUUCAGCACGCUCGCUGCGAGAAACCCACAAGCGAGUGCCCACAUGAUCUUUUGGGUGUGCCAUAACAUGGGUUUGGAUCCGGCCUCCGUCCGUAACGAGGUCGACCACUUCACGAAGGGCCGGAUUCCGAAGACCAUCCCGGACAUUGCCGCCACUAUACUCGAUACAAAUGGUUGGGGCGCUGCGCAGGAAAACUUCAUCAUGGAUAUCCUGGCGCGCGACUUCCGCGAUCUAACGCUCGUCCACGACGGGGAGGACCCGGCUUGGGGCGCUAUCAUACCUGCCCUGCGCCAGACCAUCAUCGCCCUGGCCAGCGCCAUCUCCAACAUACGACACUACGAAACGGAUGCUGCAGAAUUCGACGUGCCGGAGUUGGUGCAGCACAUUACAGUGGUGGCCAUGGGGGAGGCGGAAAGGCGUUACAAGAAACUCUUUCACGCCGGCCGUCCGAUCCACGUUUCCCAGGCGCACAUGGCCAAAGCCAAGCAGUGGCGAUCUGAGGUUUGGAACCUCCUAGUCGAUGGGGAUAAAUGA
Messenger RNA from Gaeumannomyces tritici R3-111a-1, 984 nucleotides. RefSeq lists its product as hypothetical. The transcript has 2 exons. The record is from RefSeq and is a predicted model, not a curated record. NCBI's taxonomy places the organism in Eukaryota, Fungi, Ascomycota, Sordariomycetes, Magnaporthales, Magnaporthaceae. The coding region runs from base 1 to 984 and encodes 327 amino acids.